This is a messenger RNA of Epinephelus moara (kelp grouper), 4055 nucleotides long. It is a transcript of the gene gfra4b, whose product is annotated as GDNF family receptor alpha 4b. Gene Ontology annotation, biological process: nervous system development. Gene Ontology annotation, cellular component: signaling receptor complex; external side of plasma membrane. The transcript is spliced from 9 exons. Bases 451 to 1752 code for a protein of 433 amino acids. Lineage: Eukaryota; Metazoa; Chordata; Actinopteri; Perciformes; Serranidae. The record is from RefSeq and is a predicted model, not a curated record. Gene Ontology annotation, molecular function: signaling receptor activity.
CAGCUUUGUUUGCAUGGAUCAUCUGGAAACUCCAUUUGUUGUUGCCGUUUUGGAGACGCACUAAAGGGUCAGCAUCUCUCCAGCAGCGGACUCAAGGACUUGUGCGACCACCUCGACGCGCAACAGAAGGCUCUCUCCCUCACAAUACCGGACCGUACAGCGCACAGGACAACUUUCACUCGCAUUAUUACGCAUGGCUGUGGCUUUGCGCAAAAGCGCGACAGUGACGGCGUCUUGGAAGAAACUGAUGGGAUUCUAAGAAAAAUAAAAACACAGCAACAACAAGCUUUAAGAAAAGACGAUUUGAGGAUUUUUUUUUUUACAUUUCCAAGACAUUUGUGACAAUAAUGAUCUCCGCAUGCAGAACAGGAUAUCCUCUUCUUGUCGUGUAAUCAGGCAGCUGUACGUGUAGGUCCGACGCGUCAUCUGAGAUUCUCGUUUCACAUAGAAAUGGAUCUGUGGGGAGUUUAUCUGUUUCAUCUCAUAACUUUGGCUCUGUUAGAGGUAAUCCUGGCCGGCAGAGACUGCUUGAUGGCUGGAGACUCGUGCUCAAGUGAUGAGACCUGUAGUCCACGCCUGCGGACUUUGCGUCAGUGUGUGGCAGGCAAUGGCAGCGUGAAGCUGGGCCCCGGUGCCAGGAGCCAGUGUGCCAACGCCGUGUCCGCCCUGCUGUCCAGCCCCUUACAUGGCUGCCAGUGUAAACGAGGCAUGAAGAAGGAGAAGAACUGCCUGAGCAUCUACUGGAGCCUUCAUCAGUCUAUCAUACACGGACUCAACCUGGUGGAGAGUUAUCCCUACGAGACGGUGCAGAGAGAUUAUGACUACGUCCGCUUGGCCUCUAUUACAGCUGACUCAGAUGUUGGCAUGACAACUGUGAAUCGCUGCCUGGAUGCGGCCAAGGCUUGCAACGUGGACGACUUGUGCCAGAAGCUCCGCACGGAAUAUGUCUCAGCUUGCAUCAAACCCACGGCCAAGUCGGGCCUGUGCAAUCGGCCUAAAUGCAAUAAGGCUCUGCGCAGGUUCUUUGACCGCGUCCCCGCCGACUACACACACGAGCUGCUCUUCUGCCCCUGUACGGACACAGCGUGUGCAGAGCGUCGAAGGCAGACCAUUGUACCCAGCUGCUCUUAUGAAAGCGUGGAAAAACCCAACUGCAUCACACAGAUGAGGAUCUGCAACGCUGACUAUGUGUGCAGGUCUCGCCUGGCACAGUUCCAGUAUGAUUGCGAACCCUCCGAAAUGUCUGCCAAUGGCUGCAAGCAAGGGAACUACGGAGCCUGUCUCCUCGCCUACACAGGGCUCAUAGGAAGCACAAUAACUCCCAACUAUGUCGACAACUCCACAUCCAGCGUGGCUCCAUGGUGCUCCUGCUCAGCCAGUGGGAGCCGGAGAGAAGACUGUGAUCGUUUGCUGGAAUACUUCACCGACAACAUCUGUCUCCGGAAUGCGCUCAUGAUGUUUGGAAGUGAAUCAGACCAGCAGCCAACUGUCAGCCAGUCCAGUACACCCAGUCCCAGCCACAGCAGCAGUGAAAACAGGAGCACUACUUCUCCACCAGAAACUAUUGAAACUAUGAGGAACAUUCUGGAUACAAUAAUACCAACACAGGCCCUGGGAAAUGAACUACUGGUGGGCCAGGUCACCCUGCCAUCCAACAGCCUCCCAAACUCCGCUUCACCUCCCAGCUUAAUGCUUCAAGCUGCCUUCAGCCUUCUGUUGCUGCUCCUUCAUCUGCUCAACAAUGGACACUAAAGACUGCAGAGGAGCGUGCCGAGGACCCUCCUAGUACCAAGCAGAUGGGUAGUUCAGAGGAAAAUGGACCGUGUGGCGUUACUCCUCCCUCUAAAUAUGUACAGCGAUUCUGUUUUUCUAUUUUUGUGUCUAAGUGGUCCACUUCCACCUGCCGGUGUUCUCACUCAGACUGUGGGAGACCUCUGCAGACCGAAGCCAGUCUGUACAUUUGUACAUUGUUGUUGCGAUCAAAUCAAGCCGAAAUGAAGUCAGAGUACCGCUUUUGUGGACCAACGCAGCUCUCAGCUAUCCAACUGUAUUCAUUUUCAAGAGUUAUUAUGAAAAUAUAUUGCAGAUAUGUAUAAUACAAAGACAUGACGUAUGUCAGUACCUGUGAAGAUUUGUAUUAUCAACAGAAGCUUGUAUUUGAAAUAUCGUAGGGGAAAAUGGUUGGAGUAAACCAAUAAACUUUGUGUCUGCUCUGUUCUCAGCACACAAAGUGAUUGGAAAGCUGCUGGGGUAUAUGGGGCUUUCAUACCACUCUCCUCAAGUGACUGAAAGAGAGCCAUUAUUUCUGAUCAAUACUGGAAUAGUGGAGAGACAAAGAGACAACAGGGCUCUAUUUUGCUCAGACAUCCAGCCAUGAUUCUUACAUGUCCAGCAGCACUAUCCAGAAAACAUGUGGCAGACAAUACAACAGAAGAAAAACCUUGACGUAUUAAUCGUCUUCUCUGUAAAGACUUUUGCCCUUUAUCAAACUAUCUCACACCACUCUCUGUUUUUGUGAAAGCUACAAAAGCUGCUCAUAGAAACAGUCCUACGUCUCUAUCAGCAAAGACAAGGUCUUGGACUUGAAAGGAAAUAAUCCGAAGGGCAGUAACUCUUUACCUGUAGCUGCUGUACUAUGUGUUUGUGAGCCUUUUAUUUCUCAUUGUGUCCGUGAACAUCGCUAUACAGGGGCUCUGAGUGUUUGUGCCAGAGAGGGAAGUGAAUGGUUUGACUUACUGAGCGUCGCCAACGCCAGUGCAGAGCCUGUUUUAGAUCAGACAGUUAUGAAUGAUUCAGUAUUUUGUGUUCUGGGAACGUGCCAGUGAAUUCUGAACAGGACCAGAGGUGCUGCAAAUAAAAGUUAUCAAAUCAUUAUGUUUACAGAAUUGCAUCAUUCAGCUGUUUUUUUCUUUUUAUUACAAAUGGUUCAUUUGGUGUCAAAGUAACUUGUCCGGGGAGACGGAGGCAACACACUGAUACAUGUUUACCUAAACUAACUCAUGACAUCCACAAGCACUCUGGAGUGUAUUAUUUGAAGUGAGGAUAACACAGGAUUUACAGUAUAAUCCAUCCACUUGUGAUACAACAUCUCUCAAACUGAUCUGUCUCACUGAAAACUCAUGAGCUGCUUCACUCCAGAGCUACUGAACUUAUAUCUUGCUUUUCUGGAACUCAUAUAAAGUCCUCUCUGUCCGACAGCAACAAAUUUCAAACCUUACAGCCUUCAAGCAUACUCAAUUUUCAAUGCAUCCCUUAUCUGAAAACUUGAACUAUUUUUGGCACUGCUUUACUCUGAAGCACAUACAGACAGGCAGCGGUAGCUCGCUGCCAAAGUCUUAAGCAGGGGAAUACAAGAAUCAGAGGCCAGAAGAAGCACCAUGAGUGUGCAAGUAAGAGCUGUCCGUGUAUAAUUAGAAGCUAAAGUGAUGACUUCAAGUGGCUGAUUUCUGUUGACGAUCAACUGUAACCCUCCACUGUUUCAUUGUUUACGUUUUGCCUUUAGUUUGCUGGAAACAGACAAUCAACAGUACUCCAGUCACAACAGUGAACGUAAUUAAACCCUGAUUGUAACACAGGAUGAUCUAAUUAUCUUCUUGUUAGUGUUGUUUAAUGUGAGGUGGAAAUUAACUGUGCUGUGAAGGAUCGAUUCAUGACUGUGUGUCAGGUGGGAGGAGGAAAAAACACUGCAGGUGAACCAAUGGAAAAUAUCAACAAUGGCAACUUAAAUUCUAUUCUAAGCCGUAACUACAUUACAUUUAUUACUACGCUGCUAAUGAGACUAAAAAAUAAAACAUUGCUACAAAAGUUGGACAUAUUACACACCAAUUAUUACAGCUUUAAUCAAACUGUACAUGCUUGACACGAGCUUGUUGGUUUUUUCAGUGUGUGCAAAGUGAUGUAGAGUAGUUGAUCUGUUUUUGGCAUGUUGUGUGUCUCUCUGGCGCAUUUAAUCAUUUUUCAGCUAUUUAACUGAUAGUCCUGCAGUUUGGGUUCACACAAUGCCCUAUUUUGUUACAUUAUUUGAAAACUUAAAUCAAUGUGCUGAUUGCCAUGUU